Messenger RNA from Culex pipiens pallens (northern house mosquito), 546 nucleotides. RefSeq names its product zinc finger HIT domain-containing protein 1. The record is from RefSeq and is a predicted model, not a curated record. Lineage: Eukaryota; Metazoa; Arthropoda; Insecta; Diptera; Culicidae. Gene Ontology annotation, biological process: chromatin remodeling. The coding region runs from base 1 to 507 and encodes 168 amino acids. The transcript has a single exon. Gene Ontology annotation, molecular function: nucleosome binding. Gene Ontology annotation, cellular component: Swr1 complex.
AUGGCAUCCCGCGAGUCCGGCCGGAUCCGCGAGGCGGACAAGAAGCGCGUCCUGGACGAGGCCUCCCGCAAGCGGCGUGCCCGCAAAGCCCUGGAAGCGCUCGAGCAGGACAACUACCACGAGGAUCCGCACGCCGAUCUGGUCAUGUCGAAGAAAAUCCCCAAGUUCCAAGACAACCUGGACACGACCGGCGGUGCGGGUGGAUCCGGCGGCGCCGGCACUUCCAACCAGAAGAAGAAAGCAAAGCGCAGCAAGGGCGCCGACUACUACCGGGCCAAGUACAGGAAAAACUUCCCCCAGCUGCUGGAGGAGGACAAGGUGCAGCACCCGGACGGACCGAACUACUUCACGGCGAGUGCGGCGCCUUCGCGGUUUCCCGAGCGGCACUUUUGCGCCGUGUGUGGAUUUCCGUCCAGUUACACGUGCACGGCGUGCGGGACGAGGUAUUGUUGUGUGCGCUGCUUGAAGACUCACCAGGACACGCGCUGCCUCAAGUGGACCGCCUGAGUUUGUGUUUAUUGUUUUGGAAAUAAAAGGAUGCCUUUU